This is a messenger RNA of Daldinia caldariorum, 928 nucleotides long. RefSeq lists its product as uncharacterized. The transcript has a single exon. The record is from RefSeq and is a predicted model, not a curated record. Bases 59 to 823 code for a protein of 254 amino acids. Lineage: Eukaryota; Fungi; Ascomycota; Sordariomycetes; Xylariales; Hypoxylaceae.
GAAAGAGAAGGACAGAAACAUAAUAACCACAUAAAAAACCGAACAGCAAGAUAUCAUCAUGAGUAACUCUGUAAGCAACCGUUACUUCGCCGGCAAGCUCGAGCGGAUUCAAGAGCAAUAUGAGGAAUUCCAGAGUAAACCCGAGGCUCAGAAGGAUGUCGAAGCGUACCUGAACCAGACCGAAGACCACCAAUACGCUGAAUAUGAAAAAUGGAUCAAGCAGAAGACGGUGUUCACUGACUAUAACCAUGCUCCUGCCGUCCUCGUCGAGGGCGAAAACGUGCUCUUGAUUGGAAACCACAACUCCUUCAACACCGUCCAGUACCCGGAGGACCCAGCCAAAGCAGGCAUGUCGAUGGUCCACAUCCUAGGAAUUCCCAAGAAGCCACUUUUCAACGGCGUGUCGCUGAACCACGAAACUGUAUCCGUCAUCGACGAGGUGGUGAGCUUAUUCAAGGAAUGCUGGGAGUUCCCCGACUUUCGCGAUAGAGUCUCAGACCACCAGAGGGAAGCCAUAGAAAGCCGGACUGCUACAGGAUUGUCGGCAAAACAGAAAGCAGGGCUUGAUAACCAGCCGGUUCUAGAAGCGGGAAAUAAAGCCAUCUUCAACUGGGAGGAACUAGCGGAACAGAUCGAUUCUUUGGACUUCGACGACUUCACCUUCGGUCUCCAUCUAUGGCCCGACCACAGCAUAGGACACCUCCACGUGCAUAUCGUCGCCACGCCGGACUGGUGCCGCAGGUACAGCACCCUCAAGCACGACGAGAAGACAAAGGACGCCCUUGAAGUUCGCGACUUCAUCCUAAGCCGUGACCGUCCUUAAGUUCUAGACGUAGAUAACAUAUAACGUACCUACCUAGGUAACUAGUGGUAGAUUGACCCAGUUACCUUUUUGCCGGCGCCUCAGCUAAUCUAAUAUAUUCCACCG